This is a messenger RNA of Geodia barretti, 1168 nucleotides long. Lineage: Eukaryota; Metazoa; Porifera; Demospongiae; Tetractinellida; Geodiidae. The record is from the annotation of a GenBank genome assembly.
GGUGCUGAUGAGCUCGUCCAGUAGCAGCAGUAGUGAAGGAGAGUGGGAAGAUGUCGAGAGCUUUCAUCCAGUGUAUGGAGCUAAAGAUGGAGAGGGCAGCAAGUCCACCGCAGUGGAGAUUGUGCUGCCAGCAAAAGGCUCUAUUCACAAGGGCAAGAGGAAGAAUGCUCUCGAAAAGGCGAUGGAAGCGUUUGACCGAGAGCUCCGCUACGGUCUCCACAAGACCAGUCUCCUCUGUCUACUGGGGCAGGGUCUCCGGAUGAACACUGCCUCGUGCGACCCUCUUCUCCAGGCCAAGGCUACUCUCCCUCGUACCGCGAGAACUCCACCUGAACACAUCCGGAAAACUGCGCUCAAAGAUGACGGAGAGACAGAAGGAGGGAGUUUGGAGGUGUCUGGUGUUAGUUUGAGCCCAGUGCAGCUGCUGGUUGCUGUUCUGAGGGUCCUCGGUCUUCGAGCUAGACUAGUCCUCGCAUUAAACCCAAUCUCAUUCCGACCUAGUCGACAGAAGAACAGUGACUCACUCACCAUUCGAGAUACUGACACCUCCACUAAUUUAGAUUCUGGUGGGAAACUGCCGGAGACUAAAUCGUCCCUGUUAGGGCAUCGUGGAGAAGACAGUGCUCCACAGCCUGGGCCACAUUUCUUCAGGUUGAUGGAGCAACUUAAGCAGAGUGCUGGUAGAGAAGCUGGUAUGGACGGAAGCAGUGAGGCCAAUACUACCAAGACAGAGGGAGAGGGAGAGAGUGGGAGAAGGGGGAGAGGGAGAGGAAAGAGAAGGUCUUCUGAGAGUGUUGAAAGUGGCAUCGGAAAGAGAAGAAAGCUGUCUUGUGGAAAAUCGGACACGUCUGAGAAACGUUCAACCCCACCCAACAAGUCCAGUACUGCUGGGAGCAAGGGGAAAGGGAAGCAGAGGAAAGAGAAGAGGACACCCACAACAGCCAGUGAGACGUCUCCCUACUUCAGUGAGACGUCUCCCUACUUCAGUAGUCAGGGGAAGACUAGCUGUGGAGCUAGCAACACUGAUGGUGGUAGUGGUAGUGACUCCGACUUUGUCCCACCGAAGAGAAAGGCAAAGAGGCUGUGUUUGGAAGCAGUAGUGAGGGGAGUGAGGGUGAGAGUUGGGAGAGGGAGAAAAGAGAGAAUGGAGAGACAGGGAAGAAGAUAG